AUGGAUUCCAAAAGAAGCUUCAAGAAGAUUGAUAUAGAGCCUUUCUUCAUUGGUGCUGGAAAUGCUACGUUUUCUGCUGAUGGAUCUAUUAUGGCCACGGCUGUUCUAGAAGAUACUAUAAUUAUGAAUAGGCAAACUAAUCAAAUUUUACACAGCAUACAAGGAGAUUCCACAGAAGUGACAGUUCUUCAACUUUCACCAAAUGCAAGAUUCUUGGCCAUAGUAUCACAAUCGCAACAGCUUCGAAUUUUCAGCUUGGAGACUGGUAGUAUAAUCAAGGCGGUGAGGCUUUCUUCAGCUUCUUACAUUGCAGCAGCGGAUACAACCUCAAGUCUCUUUGCCUUUGGUUUAACGGACGGUAGUGUUAUUGUUUGGGAUAUAGAGGGGUCAUUUAUUACCCAUAAUCUAAAGGGACACGGUGGCACAAUUUCGUCGCUUUCAUUCUUUGGAGAACUCAAUAGUAAGAGAUGGAAGUUGGCUAGUGGAGAUAUUAUGGGUAUGGUGAAGAUUUGGGAUUUGGUCAAAAGAAAAUGCAUUUUAACGAAAAAAGAGCAUACUGCGGCUGUGAGAGGACUUAAUUUCAAUGCAGAUGGAAGCAGGUUCGUCAGUUCAGCUAGAGAUAGCUUGGCUAUGGUGUAUAAUACGAACGGUUGGAAAGAGAUUACGGCUGUUCCCGUUGAGAUGUCUGUUGAAGCUGCCGGAUUUGUUGUCAUUAACAACCGGGAAUAUCUUUAUACCGCUGGAGAAGGAUGUAUGAUGAAGGUGUGGGACUUGGAAGAGGAGAUGUUGGCUUUUGAAACUAUCAAACCCUUGAAGACUACCGAGGAGCUCUUGAUGGCACAAAUAGUACAGCUAUCGGAAGAUUCCUCCAAAGUUAUAGCUGUUCUAUCUGAUCAGACUAUUGAGGAUUUGGAUUUGAGUUCCCUUGAUGUGACAAAUAGAAUCAUAUCUGUGUCACGUAGAAUGGCAGGAAACCAUGGUACCAUUGCAGACAUGAGAUAUGUGGGUCCUAACUUUGAUCAUAUGGCACUUGCAACUAAUUCUCCAUCUUUGAGAAUGGUAGACUUUGAGAACAAGCCUUUUGAUAUGGAUUUAUAUGCUGGUCACACGGAUUUACUUAAUAUGUUGGAUGUUACUAUCGAUGGACGAUGGUUGGCCACUGCAUCAAAGGAUAAUACGGCGAGAUUAUGGAAAUACAAUGACGAGUCAGAUAAAUUUGACUGUUAUGCCGUGUUUGAAGGCCACGCUGCCUCAGUGACGGCUGUUGGAUUACCGAGAACACUUAUAGAUAGAUUUCCACGGUUCAUUAUUACCGCCUCAGAGGACUUGACAAUCAAAAAGUGGGUCGUUCCUAAGCCGGAUGGUAAUAAAUCUGUUAAGGUUGUGAAGGUUUCUGAUUACACAAGAAGAGCUCAUGACAAGGUGAUCCACGCUAUUGAUAUCAGCCCUAACAACGACUUUUUGGCUACAGCUAGUCACGAUAAAACGGCAAAGAUAUGGGAUCUACAGACAGGUGAAACUGUGGGUGUUCUUCGGGGUCAUAAAAGACCUGUUUAUGAUAUUCGAUUCUGCAAUUACGAUCGAUUGGUGGUGACAUGCUCUGGAGAUCAGACGGCCAAGGUAUGGUCGCUAGAAAAUUUCACUUGUCAAAGGACAUUUGAAGGACACGCCAACGCAGUUCAAAGGGUUUCGUUCAUUUCAAAAAAUCAGCUGAUAAUAGGAGCUGGUGCAGAUGGUCUUAUCAAGAUUUGGGAGGUUUCUUCAGGCGAAUGCAUUCAAACUUUAGAUAAUCACGAUAACCGUAUUUGGGCAUUAUGCGUCAAAGAUGACGGCGCAGAGUUUGUCAGUGCCGAUGCAGAUGGUGCAAUUACCGUGUGGAAGGAUAAUACAGAGGAGGCUCAGAUUGAAGCCGAUUCGGACAAGAAGUUGAGGAUAGAGAAGGAACAGGCAUUACAGAACUACAUUAGUGAGGGCUCGUGGGUAGAAGCCUUUGAGUUGGCCUUAAAGUUGGACCAUCCAAUGAGACUUUACAACGUGGUGAAGUCGAGUAUUGCAGCCAACCAGGACUCCAAAUCCGUAAUUGGUUCGUUUGCAUUGGAAGAAGUUAUUGCAAAAUUGGAUGAAGACAAGAUUAAGCUUAUUUUCAAAAGGAUUAGAGACUGGAAUACAAACUCUCGUCUUUUCAACGUUGCUCAGAAACUUAUUCGGGUGAUCUUGACCAAGUUUGAAAUCGAAAAAUUAUCUCAAAUCCCUGGCAUAAUGAACUACAUUGACGCCAUAGUUCCUUAUUCAGAGAGACAUUACUCUAGAUACGACAAAUUAGUAGAGGACAGCUAUGUUCUUGAUUACGUUGCCAAGAAGAUGGAUGAAUUGGUCGGGCAAUAG
Messenger RNA from Brettanomyces nanus, 2385 nucleotides. RefSeq lists its product as uncharacterized. Lineage: Eukaryota; Fungi; Ascomycota; Pichiomycetes; Pichiales; Pichiaceae. Gene Ontology annotation, biological process: endonucleolytic cleavage in 5'-ETS of tricistronic rRNA transcript (SSU-rRNA, 5.8S rRNA, LSU-rRNA); endonucleolytic cleavage to generate mature 5'-end of SSU-rRNA from (SSU-rRNA, 5.8S rRNA, LSU-rRNA). Gene Ontology annotation, molecular function: protein binding; U3 snoRNA binding. The transcript has a single exon. Gene Ontology annotation, cellular component: small-subunit processome; 90S preribosome; nucleolus. The record is from RefSeq and is a predicted model, not a curated record. The coding region runs from base 1 to 2385 and encodes 794 amino acids.